UCACUGGUGAAUGAAGAGAGGGAGCGUGUGCGCCUACACCGACACCUGUCAAAUUGCAGUUCUUCAAUUCCCUCUUGAAAGGACCAAACCGACAGACUAACACUGAAGCGAUUACGGUAGCCUUCAACGGGACGGACUCUCUGGUAAACGACCUUUUGCAGUGGAAUAGCGGAAUAACUCUACCAUGAGCUCAGUGGCUGUGUUGACUCCGGAGAGCUUCGCUGAGCACCGCAGCGGGCUCAAGGACCAGGAGAUGACCGGUGGUGUACCAGAGGAUGAAGCCUACAUCCCAACCUACCUGGAGGCCUUCCCUCCCCUGCCAGAGAAAGGGGCCCCUGGGGACAAGGCUGGGGAGCCGGCAGGAGCCUGGAACAGCAAGAUCAGGCCCAUCAAAGCCUCAGUCAUCACCCAGGUGUUCCACGUGCCCCUGGAGGAGCGGCGCUACAAGGAUAACAGCCAGUUUGGGGAGGGCGAGGAGGCCAAGGUGUGUCUGGACAUCAUGCAGAGGACCGGGGCUCACAUCGAGCUGUCUCUGUCCAAGGACCAGGGGCUCUCCAUCAUGGUGACCGGAAAACUGGACUCGGUCAUGAAGGCCCGCAAGGAAAUUGUGGCACGGCUACAGACACAGGCUUCUGCGUCGGUGGCCAUCCCCAAGGAGCAUCACCGCUUCGUCAUCGGCAAGAACGGCGAGAAGCUGCAGGAGCUGGAGCUGAGGACCGCCACCAAGAUCGCCAUCCCGCGGCCGGACGACGUCAGCACCAACAUCCGCAUCACGGGCACCAAGGAGGGCAUUGAGAAGGCCCGCCACGAGAUCCUGCUCAUCUCAGCUGAGCAGGACAAACGAGCGGUGGAGCGUCUCUCCCUGGAGAAGGCCUUCCACCCUUUCAUCGCUGGCGCCCACAACCGCCUGGUGCAGGAGCUGAGCCAGGAGACCGGUGCCCGGAUCAGCAUCCCUCCACCCAGCCUGCACAAGGACGAG
Messenger RNA from Hypomesus transpacificus, 979 nucleotides. It is a transcript of the gene hdlbpb, whose product is annotated as high density lipoprotein binding protein b. Gene Ontology annotation, cellular component: cytoplasm; nucleus. The record is from RefSeq and is a predicted model, not a curated record. Lineage: Eukaryota; Metazoa; Chordata; Actinopteri; Osmeriformes; Osmeridae. The transcript has 7 exons. The annotation marks the transcript as partial. Gene Ontology annotation, molecular function: mRNA binding.